AUGGCAGUCCGGACUUUGUCCAAGGUUCUCCCAGCAAUAAGUCACGAUUUCACAGCGCCGCUGUCGAAGUCUUCGUCUUGUCUUGGGGGACACGCCAAAUUGGGGGCGGCGAUUCCGUGUAGCGCUCGUGGUCCAUUUCGACUCGCUCUUGUAGCAGAGCGCAUUCCUGAGGCGCAAAACCGCAGCGGCAAUGAUGUCUUCGGGGGUUUCCAGAGCAACUGUUUCUCGGCAGGAAACGGCGCAUUCUGCAGGUCUAGACGCCGCGCUGACGGAGAUCGGUGCUCUCCCUCAGAUUCUUGCGCAUCUGGAAAGCUUUCGUUGUCGAUGAAAUACGCAUCUUCCUGUGUAAAACCGAGAGAGGGCCCUCACUACAGCCUACAGCUAAGGGAUACCGUUGCUUCCAGUCCCCGCCCGGGUGUUUAUCGCUCGACGGUUCGCGAGAAACCCUCCCGUCCAUCCGUUCCAUGCCGCUAUUCGCUCUUGUCAGAUUUCUCUGCCAGCUCGAGGUUUUUUCCUGAAAGUUCUGUCCCAGCCAGCAAAGGCUCGUCUGCAAUAUCUCGCCAAAAACUGCGCGAACGAACGCACCCGCGUUAUUUCCAUUGCACGUCGUGUCGGCCUCUCGUGCCAGCCGUUUGCGGAAACGGAGUCGCGGGUGCUCAGCUCGGCCGUCGAAGCUUCGGAACUCAGCGUGUAGUUCAGAAGCGCCGGCAUCAAAUGCGCAUCCUUCACCCUGCUCAAACAGCGUAUGUUCCCUCUGAGCAGCGACCGCCUCCAAUUCCUCAUUCCCUCACUGCAACCAGCACGGUGAAGAGACUCUUGAACAACAACACAAUCGCUGCCAAGGAGGCCGCAAAGCGCAUCAACUGGGACGCAUACAUUUCUCACCAGAGGGGCGUGCGAUGGCACCCCCAGGGUGCGUGGCGAGUGCAAUUCUCUCGGCGGAAUCACGAACGAAACUUCUUCGUUCGAUGCGAGUGUUACUUCAGGGUGGGCACGUAUGGUUUCCAGAUGGCAAAAGAUCUGGCCAUUCGAUAUCGGCAGAGGCUCGAGAAAGAGUGGGAAGAACUUCAGGAGCAGUGGACGAAACUCGAUAUCAUGGAAGCCCAACAACGGGCGAAAUACAAGGAAAAGAAGGAAGAGCACCUACUCUUGGGCGACGGUGAGGAACAGGAACCUCACCCUGGGAGACGAAAGUAA
This is a messenger RNA of Neospora caninum, 1197 nucleotides long. RefSeq lists its product as uncharacterized. The transcript has a single exon. The record is from RefSeq and is a predicted model, not a curated record. Gene Ontology annotation, biological process: regulation of DNA-templated transcription. Bases 1 to 1197 code for a protein of 398 amino acids. Gene Ontology annotation, molecular function: DNA-binding transcription factor activity. NCBI's taxonomy places the organism in Eukaryota, Apicomplexa, Conoidasida, Eucoccidiorida, Sarcocystidae.